GCCGGGAGUCGAACUGAGCCGAACGUGAUAGGCUCAUGCAAUUCAGGCGGGCAAUGAGCUAGGAGCGAGAGCCACGCCACGCCACGCCAGCGAGGGAUGCUUUUAUGCGAGCGGCGGUUGCCGAAGGAAGUCGGAGCACAGCGGAGGUAAUGGACUCGCGGGGCUCCGCGCGCUGUAGCUGCCAUCCCGAGCAGGACAUGUCUGCUGCCACGACGAGCACCUGAGAGCGAGCUGACGCGCUACACAGCGACACAAUCCCACGAAAAGUCCCCUUCUUCCCCCAGCGCACUGACACCCCAACAUGCUUGUGGGAAAGGCGCUUCUGUUCUUCCUCCUCCUGGAUUUCAUCACCCUCAGCCUGUCCCUCUCCACCUGCACCGCGGUGGAUAUCGACCACAUCAAGAAGAAGAGGGUCGAAGCCAUCCGGGGCCAAAUUCUCAGCAAGCUGCGCCUGACCAGCCCUCCGGAUGCCGGAGAUCCCUCACUGGUCACCUACCAGGUCCUGGCCCUCUACAACAGCACGAAGGAGCUUCUGGAGGAGCUGGGCAGAGAGCGGCAACAUAGCUGCACCCAGGACAACACGGAGAGCGAGUACUACGCCAAGGAGAUCUACAAGUUCAACAUGGCCCCAGUGGGGCCGGAGAACAAUGACCUCCCCAACUGCCCAAAAGGGACUACCUCAAAAAUGUUCCGUUUUAAUGUGUCCUCCAUGGAGAAGAACUCCACCAACCUCUUCCGAGCCGAGUUUCGGGUACUGAGAGUCCCAAACAAUAAUGCCAGGAAAAAUGAGCAGCGCAUCGAACUUUACCAGAUCCUGAAGACUGAUAAUCACAUACCAAAGCAUCGAUACAUCAGUGGAAAGAACGUCUUGACGAAAGGUCAGAAGGAGUGGAUAUCCUUCGAUGUCACUGAGACCGUUAAGGAGUGGCUCACCUACAGAGAGACCAACCUUGGGCUGGAAAUCCGUGUGCACUGCCCCUGCCACAUGUUCCACCCGAAAGGGGACAUCAGUGACAACAUCAACGAAGUUUUGGAGGUCAAGUUCAAAGGUGUAGAUGGAGAAUAUGAAGAGCACGGCCGAGGAGAUCUGGGGCGACUACAGAAGCGGAAGGACUUCUACCCUCAUCUCAUCCUCAUGAUGCUCCCACCUCAUCGGCUCACCAGCCAGGCCAAUGGCCAUCGCAGGAAGCGGGCGUUGGACACCAAUUACUGCUUUUCGAAUUAUGAAGAGAACUGCUGUGUUCGUCCUCUCUACAUUGACUUUCGUCAGGACUUGGACUGGAAAUGGAUUCAUGAGCCCAAAGGAUACUAUGCUAAUUUCUGCUCGGGCCCAUGUCCGUAUCUGAGGAGUGCUGACACGACGCACAGCAGGGUACUGGGCCUUUACAACACUCUGAAUCCGGAAGCAUCUGCCUCGCCAUGUUGUGUUCCUCAGGACCUCGAGCCGCUGACUAUUCUUUAUUAUGUCGGAAGGACUCCCAAGGUGGAGCAGCUCUCCAACAUGAUCGUUAAGUCCUGCAAGUGCAGCUGAGAGCAGUCUGGGUAAAAACAGAAAUGAACAAACGAAGAAAGGUGCCGUUAGCUCAAUGUGACCAGCUCUGCCAGUCGUUCCCGUUCCUGACACUUCUUCUUCUGUCUUAAGCUUCCUACUUGAGUUAGCUCAGUAGAGACUGCAGCAGAAGGAACGAAAUGGCUGCUGAAUGACACCCCCAAGUUUUUAGCGGACUGAGAGGGCUCACCCAGUGGGCCCAUGGACAUUCAACACAACAAAAUGGACUUCUAAUGCUAGGUAGUAACGUUUAAUCAGAGUCUGAGUUAACUUCAACAAGACCCACAAACAAAAUUCACCAAAAAGGUAAAUGCUGGCCUACUUCAGAUUACUCAAACAGACCCCAUUACGUGGAAGGCCUCAUUGUGACAACUGAACAACGGCGCUCACCUGGAAAGGGUGCUGCAAAAACAGAAUGACUUAACGACGCAGAGAUAAUGUCUGUAAAAAAAUGGGGCUAGCAACACGAAAACGACAGCCUCCACUCCAUCCUGAGCCUGCAGCUUCUCUGCAUGGAGCUACUCGGUGCUGAAUUUGGGAAGAGCCAACCGGAAAAUCAUAGAGGAGUCCCAAAGUCUAACCAGAGGAUCCCCAUGCUAGGAUAUGAAGCCAACAAGGGCCACCCGAGGACGACGGAUGGAUGGAUUUGAUCGUUUGAGAUACAACAAGAUGUUAACGUCACAGACAGGACAGUCACUUUGUUGUUACCUCUGUUCAAUGUAGAAGAACACGUUUUGUAGAGAGUGUAGAGAACAUGAGAGGAAGAGGAGAUUUGCUGUUGUAGAAAUGAUGUAAUGUCACUUAGUGAAUAUUUCACUAAAUCAUCACAAACUGUCAUUGUUUUAAAAAUAUUACUCCAGACAAUUUUUUUUUUUACAUUAAAAGUGAAAAUGGUUUUGGCCACACUCGGGGUUUUUGUGUUACCAACUGGUGCUACAGCCUGUUUAUUCUCCCCAUAAAUAUGCUGCUGUAAAGAACAAGUGUGACCCCCAAAGGGCAUUCAUGUACAUGUGGUAGCAGGGUGGGCUCUCCCCAGUAGUUUUCUGCGGACUGUGCAUUUUAAGCUAAUUGAUGACUCUAAAUUGGCCCCCUGUGGUAGCCAUCACCUUGGCGACUGUUACCAUGGAUAUAAAGUGUGUGGAUGACGAGCCUCACCGACAGUAGUUUGGGGUCAAACACAACAAAUCUGGUGAGGAAAUGUGAUGUGAUUUUCAUUUUGGUGUUGUCCUAUUAUUAUGACAUUUGGUGGACUCCUUUACCGAAGGUCACUUACUGGACUUGGAUAUUUUAUAAUUGUUAAUAUUUGUACAACUGGAAUGACUGCAGGCAGCAUUGUGGAGUAAAGUCCUCUGUCCUGCCCACUACGCCAUACUGCUUACAUUCUUAUCAUCACAAACACUCUUGGAUCAUCUGAAAUAAUAAAGCUUAUCAACAAUGAUUGUGAAAACAG
This is a messenger RNA of Polypterus senegalus (gray bichir), 2999 nucleotides long. RefSeq names its product transforming growth factor, beta 3 (gene tgfb3). Gene Ontology annotation, biological process: SMAD protein signal transduction; BMP signaling pathway; regulation of cell population proliferation. Lineage: Eukaryota; Metazoa; Chordata; Cladistia; Polypteriformes; Polypteridae. The transcript is spliced from 7 exons. Gene Ontology annotation, molecular function: type II transforming growth factor beta receptor binding; cytokine activity; growth factor activity. The record is from RefSeq and is a predicted model, not a curated record. Bases 302 to 1531 code for a protein of 409 amino acids. Gene Ontology annotation, cellular component: extracellular region.